Podarcis muralis (Common wall lizard) is the source of this 2622-nucleotide messenger RNA. The record is from RefSeq and is a predicted model, not a curated record. Lineage: Eukaryota; Metazoa; Chordata; Lepidosauria; Squamata; Lacertidae.
CCUCCCCCCCUUCUGGGGAUCCGGCGAGCGGGGGAGGGGCUGGUUUAGGAGAAAGGAGCCCCUCCCCCCGAGGGGGCGCCUCCUUGGAGACCCCCAGCCCUUUGUAUUGCGGGGAAGGAAAUGGAAAUAGCAGAGCGAGCGAGGGAAGCGGAGGGACAGAGAGGACAAAGAGGUUUCCUUUCCCCCCGCUCCUCCCUGUUGAAAGAAGACAAUGGAGAAGGCAGUCAAAAUUAUGGAGGGCCAUGUCCAAUGGGAAUAACGAAGAAACCAUAUAAAUUCAUGGAAUGUGAAAAGAGAGGAGAGAAACAAUUUGAAAGUAUGGAGUGUGGGAAGAGUUUCACUGACAGUGGAACACUUGGAAAACAUCAACGGACUCACACAGGAGAGAAACCAUUUAAAUGCAUGGAGUGUGGAAAAAGCUUUGGUUGGAGUUCAAACCUUCGUAUACAUAAACACACUCACACGGGGGAGAAACCAUAUGAAUGUAAGGAGUGUGGAAAGAGCUUCAGUCAGAUUGGACACCUUAGAAACCAUCAACGAACCCACACAGGGGAAAAACCUUAUAAAUGUAUGGAGUGUGGAAAGAGCUUCAGUCAGAGUGGAUACCUUAGAAUCCAUCAACGGAUUCACACAGGGGAGAAACCAUUUGAAUGUUUGGAGUGUGGAAAGAGUUUCAGUACAAAGAGAGGACUGAAUAUUCAUCAUCAAACUCACACUGGGGAAAAACCAUUUGAAUGUAUGGAGUGUGGUAGGAGCUUCACUAAUAACCGAAGCCUUAGAAUCCAUCAUCGAACUCACACAGGGGAAAAACCAUAUAAAUGUAUGGAUUGUGGAAAGAGCUUCACUUACAGUGAAGCACUGAGAAAACAUCAACGGACUCACACAGGGGAGAAACCAUUUAAAUGCAUGGAAUGUGGAAGGAGUUUUAUUGAUGGUACAGCACUUAGUAUCCAUCAUCAAACUCACACAGGGGAAAAACCAUUUGAAUGUAAGGAGUGUGGAAAAAGCUUCACUUGUAGUGGAACACUUAGAAUCCAUCAACGGACUCACACGGGGGAAAAACCAUUUGAAUGUAUGGAGUGUGGAAAAAGCUUCACUUCUAAUGGAGCAGUAAGAAGACAUCAAAGGAUUCACACAGGGGAGAAACCAUUUAAUUGCAUGGAGUGUGGUAAGAACUUCACUGAUCGUCAAACACUUAGAAUCCACCAUCGAAUUCACACAGGGGAAAAACCAUAUAAAUGUGUGGAGUGUGGAAAGAGCUUCAGUCGGAGUGGUGCAGUAAGAAGACAUCAGUGGACUCACUCAGGGGAAAAACCAUUAAAAUGCAUGGAAUGUGGAAAGAGUUUUAUUGAGAGUAGAGAGCUGAGAACCCAUCAUCGAACUCACACUGGGGAGAAACCAUUUAAAUGCACUGAGUGUGGAAAGAGCUUCAAUCGCAGUGGAACACUUAGAAAACAUAAAUGGACUCACACAGGGGAGAAACCAUUUAAAUGUAAGGAGCGUGGAAAGGGCUUCACCAAUUGUGGGACGAGUUUCACUGACAGUGGAACACUUGGAAAACAUCAAUGGACUCACACAGGGGAGAAACCAUUUAAAUGCAUGGAGUGUGGAAAGAGCUUCAGUCAGAGUGGACACCUUAGAAUUCAUCAACGGAGUCACACAGGGGAGAAAUCAUUUAAAUGCAUGGAAUGUGGAAAGAGCUUCAGUCAGAGUGGAAAUCUUAGAAUUCAUCAACGGACUCACACGGGGGAGAAACCAUUUGAAUGCAUGGAAUGUGGAAAGAGUUUCACUCAGAGUGGAUACCUUAGAAUUCAUCAACGGAGUCACACGGGGGAGAAACCAUUUAAAUGCAUGGAGUGUGGAAAGAGCUUCACUACUAGCGGAAACCUUAGAAUUCAUCAACGGAGUCACACGGGGGAGAAACCAUUUGAAUGCAUGGAGUGUGGAAAGAGCUUCAGUCAGAGUGGAGACCUUAGAAUUCAUCAACGGAGUCACACAGGGGAGAAACCAUUUGAAUGCAUGGAGUGUGGAAAGAGCUUCAGUCACAGUGGACACCUUAGAAUUCAUCAACGGAGUCACACUGGGGAGAAACCAUUUAAAUGCAUGGAGUGUGGGAAGAGCUUCAGUGAGAGUGGACACCUUAGAAUUCAUCAACGGAGUCACACAGGGGAGAAACCAUUUAAAUGCAUGGAGUGUGGAAAGAGCUUCAGUCAGAGUGGAGACCUUAGAAUUCAUCAACGGAGUCACACGGGGGAGAAACCAUUUGAAUGCAUGGAGUGUGGAAAGAGCUUCACUCAGAGUGGAUACCUUAGAAUUCAUCAACGGACUCACACGGGGAGAAACCAUUUGAAUGCAUGGAGUAAACCAUUUGAAUGCAUGGAGUGUGGAAAGAGCUUCACUCAGAGUGGAUACCUUAGAAUUCAUCAACGGAGUCACACAGGGGAGAAACCAUUUAAAUGCAUGGAGUGUGGAAAGAGCUUCAGUCAGAGUGGAGACCUUAGAAUUCAUCAACGGAGUCACACGGGGAGAAACCCAUUUGAAUGCAUGGAGUGUGGAAAGAGCUUCAGUCAGAGUGGGCACCUUAGAAUUCAUCAACGGAGUCACACGGGGGAGAAACCAUUU